Messenger RNA from Papilio polytes (common Mormon), 610 nucleotides. RefSeq names its product DNA-binding protein D-ETS-3-like. Lineage: Eukaryota; Metazoa; Arthropoda; Insecta; Lepidoptera; Papilionidae. Bases 227 to 610 code for a protein of 127 amino acids. The transcript is spliced from 2 exons. The record is from RefSeq and is a predicted model, not a curated record.
UAAAGUUCACUUUUCUCUAACAUGAUUCUUUACCAAAUCUGAACAAAUUAUAGUGAAAAUAUAAUGUGUAGUUAUGGUUUGAACGUUUAGUAAAUGAAAAGUAAAGUGCUGGUGUAAUUUAUAAGGGGGAAAGUGGUAUCACGGAAAUGUGAUACCACUUAAAAGCAUCACCACGGAAAACACCAAGAAAAAAGCCAAGCGACAGAAACGAAAAAGAAUAUCAGAUAUGAGGAUCGAUUACCGCGGAGUGAAGUGUGCCACAGCGCUGCGUUCGGGUGUCAAAACUGCAAUGUACGAAAGCAGCUGUUCGUAUGCCGGAGCUCUGGAAUUGAAGAGAAGUGCAUUGAAAGAGGAACCAUGGCCGGCAACAGAAUGGCCGCCGUAUCGUCUCCAUCAGAGUACCUUCGAGCAAUUGAAACAGAGCGUAGAGAAAGCGAAAGCAGCUUUACAAGACAGGUCCGGACUCCUGGGUACUGCGACAGCGUUCGGUGAUUUUUACGGUGGUCAACUAGGGCAGGAUGCUACCAGUACAACUCUGGGUUUCGGCAGAACUAGAACGGAUGAGAGCAUGCUGGGAUCAAUUGAUAAAAACAAAAUUGGUAAGUUGUGA